Molecule: messenger RNA, 4174 nt
Organism: Sciurus carolinensis (gray squirrel)
Lineage: Eukaryota; Metazoa; Chordata; Mammalia; Rodentia; Sciuridae
Product: tyrosine-protein phosphatase non-receptor type substrate 1-like
Exons: 9
Coding region: 350-1888 (512 amino acids)
Biological process (GO): positive regulation of phagocytosis; positive regulation of T cell activation
Cellular component (GO): plasma membrane
Source: RefSeq, a predicted model, not a curated record
CGGCCCGCGCCCAUCCCCAAGGCAGCCCCGAAGCUUUGGGACCCAGGGGCAGGGCCACUCGGGGAGGGGCAAGAGGCAGAGCUCCCCGCCCCCUCCACUCCCCCACUCCUGCGCCGCCUGCAGCCUCUCGCCCGCGGCGGGAAGCGGGGAGCAGUCCGGCGCCAGUCGGGAGGCCAGGGGAGGUCGGCCGCAACUUCCCCGGUCCACCUUAAGAGGACGAUGUAGCCAGCUCGCGGCGCUGACCUUAGAAAAACAAGUUUGCGCAAAGUGGAGCGGGGAGCCGGGCCUCUGGGCAGCCCGGGCGGCGCUUCCACCGCCUUCCAGCCUCCCGGGGGCGCAGCCGCGGCCCAUGGAGCCCGCCGGCCCGGUCCCCGGCCGCCUCGGGCCGCUGCUCUGCCUGCUGCUCGCCGCGUUCUGCGCCUGGUCAGGAGCAGCUGAACCGGAGCUGCAGGUGAUUCAGCCUGAGACGUCAGUGUCUGUCGCUGCUGGAGAGUCGGCCACUCUGCACUGCACUGUGACCACCCUGCACCCCGUGGGGCCCAUCGAGUGGUUUAAGGGGUCAGGACCAGACCGGGAGACAAUCUACAAGUUCAAACAAGGCCACUUCCCCCGAGUCACAAAUCUCUCAGAUACCACACUGAGGGACAACAGGGACUUUUCCAUCCGCAUCAGGAACGUCACCCCAGCAGAUGCCGGCACCUACUACUGUGUGAAGUUACAGAAAACCAGCAAUGAAAACAAGGAAGUUAAGUCUGGACCAGGCACCGAGCUGUCUGUGCGAGCCAGACCUUCUCCCCCCGAGGUGUCGGGUCCUGCGACCAGGGCCACACCUGGGCAGACAGUGAGCUUCACCUGCGAGUCCCACGGCUUCUCCCCCCGCAACAUCACCCUGAACUGGUUCAAAAAUGGGAACGAGCUCUCCCACAUCCAGACCAGCGUGGACCCCGCAGGAGAAAGCGUGUCCUACAGGGUGUCCAGCACAGCCCAGGUGACCCUGGCCCCCGGGGACGUCCACUCUCAGGUCAUCUGCGAGGUGGCCCACGUCACCCUGCAGGGGGGGCCUCCUCUUCGUGGGACUGCCAACUUGUCUGACACCAUCCGAGUUCCGCCCACUGUGGAGGUCACCCCACUGACCACAAUGGCAGGGAGCCAGGUGAACGUCACCUGCCAGGUGAAGAAGUUCUACCCCCGGAGCCUACAGCUGACCUGGGUGGAGAAUGGAAAUGUGUCCCGGACAGAAACGGCCUCGACCCUCUCAGAGAACAAGGACGGGACCUACAACCUGACCAGCUGGCUGCUGGUGAACUCGUCUGUGCACAGGGAGGACGUGACCUUCACCUGCCGGGUGGAGCAUGAUGGGCAGCCGGCCACCACCAGAAACUGCACCCUGCAGGUCUCUGCAGGCUCCAAGGAGCAUGGCCUGGACCACGCCCCCUCUGGCAACACCAGCAAUUGGAACGUGUUCAUCGUGGUGGGCGUGGUGUGUGCCCUGCUGGUGGUCCUGCUGAUGGCCACCCUCUACCUCCUCCGAAUCAAACAGAAGAAAGCCAAGGGCUCCACUUCUUCCACAAGGUUGCAUGAGCCCGAGAAGAACGCCAGAGAUAUAACCCAGGUACAGUCCUUGAUCCAGGACACAAACGACAUCAAUGACAUCACGUAUGCAGACCUGAAUCUGCCCAAGGAGAAGAAGGCCGCGCCCCGGGCGGCCGAGCCCAAUAACCACACGGAGUACGCCAGCAUUCAGACUGGCCCGCCACCCAGGCCAGAGGACACCCUCACCUACGCCGACCUGGACAUGGUGCACCUCAGCAGGGCCCCCAAGCAGCCAGCCCCCAAGCCCGAGCCAUCCUUCUCGGAGUACGCCAGCGUCCAGGUCCAGAGGAAGUGAACGGGCUGCGCUGGGCUCCAGGGGCCUGUCCCCACGAGCUUUCUUGUCCCACAUGGAGUGUCCGUGUGGACAGCCACUCCAGGCCCCGGACGGCUGGGUGGCGCAGACCCCGGGACCAGGAGUGAAGGUGGCUCCCGUCUGCCCAGCCCCUGGCUGUGGGGCACUCCCAGGGCAGCCACGCCCCCACACCCUGCACCCCGUCUGGAGACUGAUGUUGCCGCACCGGCUGGGGAACCAGCCAGCACCACUGGGGUCCAAGAACUGCCGUGCCUCUGACCAUCAUGCAGGGGUCUGGGUCGUGGUCUUAGAGACCCUGGCUGCCUCCUUGUUGCUCCAGAUCCUGCUCUUCCAGGAUGAGGAGGACCAGACCCCCCACCUCCUCUUACCACCUCCACCCAACGGGGGCUUCUGGGAAAUUUUCUCCCUGUAGAUCAAACGGCCCCCUCUGUGGAAAAGCUGGAAACCUACAAAGCCGAGACCUGAGUCCUGAGACUUGAGGAGGUUGCUGCCGACAGUCCUGGGCUCCCCCUCUCUGGGUUGACGUGCCACAAGCCCCAGGGGAGGAGGGGACCCUCUCCCCUUUCUCGGGCCUCUCUGCCACUCCUGGAGCUUCUGCCAGCCCGCCGGGCACUGGGCGUGGCCGCCUCUCCUCCGCAGCCCCAGCUUGCUUCCUCCAGCCAGCACUAACUCAGCAGCAUCGCUCUGGGGACGCCUGUAAAUUAUUGAGAAAUGUGAACCGUGCGAUCUUGAAGCCGAGGUGUUAGAAAACUUGAUCUGUGGUGUUUCGUUUCGGUUUUUUUGUUUUUGUUUUGCUUUUUGUUUUUUUCUUUUCUUAAAACAACAGCAAUGUUAUCUUGGCUCUUUGUCACGUGUUGAAGUUCAUGGUUGGGUCUUGUGAAGUCUGAGGUUUAACACUUUGUUGUCCUGGAGGGAUUUUCUUACAGCAGAAACUGAAUGCCUCCAAGUCCCAGCGUCCUGAGGACCUGGAAGAAGGAUCCAUCCCUGCCGCUGCUCCGUGGAGACACGUAGCCUUCUCUCUGGGACUCACUUGACCGAGUCCUCAGCCGGGCCAUGCAGCGGGGACUGCUCCCUCCGCGGCCCCACUGUGGUAAGUGCAGACCUGCCCAGAGCUGCUCCAGCCUGCGGUCCUGUCGAGACCCGAUGCCUCAGUCUGCUCUUCCAUAGAGUGGGAAGAGGGCCGGUGACACCCCUCCCCACCAUCUCUCAUAAGCACUUUAGGGACAUGCCGGGGGACUGGGGGACAUGGAGCCAGGCUGUUUGCCUCACCCCCUUAGCCGUCGCCCCCACCCCAUUCCAUAUGUCAGAGCUCACCCCUACAGGAGGAAUCUUCCAUUUCUGCUCACGAACGCCAUUGGGAUCAGACUGGAAUAGAUCCUGGUCACGGCCAGGGAGCUGAGCUCUGAGCCAGUGCAGAUUCCCCACCUCCAGCCCCCCAGCACUCUGGCUCAGGAGGUUGGGCAGAGGCUGUGACCUAGCGACCCUUUGAUCGCCACCCUUCCUCUUGGGUCCGAGGACCUGGCUGGGUCCAGGACAAGCAUGUUACACCUGCUCAUUCAGUCUUCACAUAUAACUUGUCGACUUGAGAAGCGAAUGUCCCUGAUCCCCGGGCCGUGGGAUCCCCAAGGGACUCCUGGCUGUCUGAGCAGAAGCUGAGCCAGCCUGCCCAUUUCUGCAGGUACGACAGACAGGUGAGACCCAGGAGCUGGCACAGACCCCGUGCUCCGGGGCCGGGGGCUUGGUGUUUUACACUUUGGCAUCUGGAAGUUCUCUGAGCCAGUGGGCCAUGAGGGCAGCCUUGGCCUGACCAAGCCGUUUCCUCUGUCACAUCUGGGAGCCACAGUGGCCCCGUCGCCUGCUCUGGCCGUUUCCCAAUUCUAAAGGGUUGGCUGGUCAUCUCCCUCUGCUCAGCCCAGAGGCAGCACACGUGUGCACACGUGCUCACAGACACACAGGAUUUUUAAAAGAAUGUUUUCUUGGUGCCAUUUAAAUUCUGUUUUACUUUAAUUUUGGGAGGGGGAAGUAGGGAAUGAGGCCAAGGAAGACUAUCGUUUAGCUCCAGCCGGGCAGCCUGGAGAGUCCCCAUACCUUGUGUAUGGAACCCCAGGAAGAGGAAGAGGUUGAAAUAAACCUGCGGAAGGAGUGUGGUUUCAGGAGUUUAUUUUCAGACUGUUGGGAAGGAAACAGGCCCCAUUUUGUAUAUAGUUGCAACUUAAACUUUUUGGCUUGCAAAAUAUUUUUGUAAUAAAGAUUUCUGGGUAACAAUGA